AUGCGACCAAUUGAGAAAUCUGCAAAAUCUGGCGCAUCAAGACGAGAGGCAUCCAAAUCUGAGGAUUUGUCUGCUGGUACGAAGAAACCUCAGUCCGAAAGGCUACCAACAUGCAAACGGGUUACAUACACAACCAAGUACAAUGAUUGGUACAUGCUCGAAGGAGAACCUGGUUUCAGCAUUUGCCCGCGCUGCUUCAAGUAUGCUUUCGACAGGACCCAGCUAGGAACGGCCUUCAAGCUCUUACCUAGCAACGCGCCAACCAGGCCUAGAAAAUGCGAGUUUAGCAAUGCUUGGAUUCGCCUUGCAUGGAUUCUGACUGCAAACAACCGACAAAAUACCCUGAACAUGAUGAUGACAGUCUUCAAUGUCGAAGAGACUGAAGAACCCUGUCCGGGGACCGGGCGAGGAUGGUGCAGUUGGUACUCAAUUCGCGACCGGGAUGGCCAUUUCCUACGAGACUUUAUCGUGUGUCCAUCAGACGUCAAAAGAGUUGAAACACUCUUCCCAGGGUUCAGAGGUCUGCUUGUACCACUUCCGAGCAAGUACUCUGACGACAAGGACGAAGAAAUCAUGGGGCGCUACUGCUCUUUGCGACCAGAACACAACAAUCGGUAUGCGGCCUAUAUCGAUUGCUUGUUCCAGCUCCACGAAGACGCAGUGUCUGGUCAGCGGAUGCCUAACACAUCAGAGUUUGUAUCACUUGUCCGACACAAGACCAGACUCCCCGAGUGCAUCCGUGAUGACAAGCUCGAGGGUCAUGAUUGGUACUACGUCCCCUCACUGGCACCUGCUUUGACCGUAUGCGAUGAGUGCUACCAUGAUGUGGUGUUCCCGUGGUUGAGGUCGAAUUCCGACGUAGCUGUGAGGUUCAAUCGAAAAAAAGAGCUUGUUCGCAAUGAAGGCAGAGACGGAGUGUCAUGCCAGCUCUACUCACGACGCAUGAGGGAUGCAUUUCGGUAUGCGGUCGACACGAACGACAUGAGAUAUCUCGCAAGGAAAGCAAGAGACAGGAAGGAUGUAGAAGACGAUUUCCAGCGUAGAUGCAGAGAGUUGCAAAAGGAUGCCGAGCAGCUCAAAGGUCGUAGCGGGUAUGCGAUUAGCUCUCGAGCAGAGCAAGAGUUGGCACAACUGCAGCGUGAGAUUGAAGCCAUUGGAGAGACAUGGGAGAUGGAAUACGAGUGA
Aureobasidium namibiae CBS 147.97 is the source of this 1185-nucleotide messenger RNA. RefSeq lists its product as uncharacterized. Bases 1 to 1185 code for a protein of 394 amino acids. The record is from RefSeq and is a predicted model, not a curated record. The transcript has a single exon. Lineage: Eukaryota; Fungi; Ascomycota; Dothideomycetes; Dothideales; Saccotheciaceae.